AUGUGGAACUCCCUCUUUGGAUCCAAGGCUGAUGCGACUGCCAAGAGCCCGGCGGGCACCCCCGAGGGUGAGAAGCGCAAGGCGGGACCGAUGAGGGCGUUGGACCAGGUGAGCGCGGAGAACUACCUGGACGUGGGCCGUGCCAUGGUUGCCGAGUUCGUGGAGACCGUCCAGGGACGGCCUGAAGAUGGCUGGCAGCUGGCCAAGACGCAGGACGGUGUCACCAUCCACCGCAAGGCCACCGCUUCGUCCGACAUCAACCGACUUCGAGGUCAAACCACGAUCAACGUGGCGCCCGAGAAGGUGUUCGAGGCCCUGGUGGACUCUACGCACCUCAAGUACGUGGACCAGCUGUACAUAAGCUCCAAGGUCUGCGAGCAGUUCCCCUUCCCACUCUACCCGCGUGACUUCCAGUGCCUGGAGGUCUACACGAAGGUGGACGACGAGACGUGGCUCGCCAUCGCCCGCUCGGUCGAUUCCGGCCAUGUGCCCACCACCGAGCAGUACGUGCGCGCCGACCUGCGGGCCUCGGGCUAUCAGAUCAAGGCUGUUGCUGGCAACCCCGACGCCUGCGUGGUAACUUACAUCUGCGAAUGCGACCCCUGCGGCUACCUGCCCAAGUGGGCCGUCAAUUUUGACGUCGAUCAGCCACUCGUGCUUGCCAAGAUCAAGCUGCUUCUGGAGAAGGGCGUCAAGUCCUUCAACAAGUGA
Molecule: messenger RNA, 711 nt
Organism: Acanthamoeba castellanii str. Neff
Lineage: Eukaryota; Discosea; Longamoebia; Acanthamoebidae
Product: START domain containing protein
Exons: 7
Coding region: 1-711 (236 amino acids)
Molecular function (GO): lipid binding
Source: RefSeq, a predicted model, not a curated record